This is a messenger RNA of Fomitopsis serialis, 895 nucleotides long. RefSeq lists its product as uncharacterized. Bases 182 to 691 code for a protein of 169 amino acids. NCBI's taxonomy places the organism in Eukaryota, Fungi, Basidiomycota, Agaricomycetes, Polyporales, Fomitopsidaceae. The transcript is spliced from 4 exons. The record is from RefSeq and is a predicted model, not a curated record.
GCACCUUUGUUCGUUCCAGCCCGCUGAGGCCAACGCCUCCGUAGUAGAUACGCCACUCGAUGCAUCACCGCACGGUGUGGCGUUCUCAUGUUUCUUUAUGCUGCGUUGCUAUAUACAAGGGGCAGUACCGCUUUCAUGCAGGCGGCUCAAGACCGCAAAUCCCUCGCUUCGUCGCUGAGCCAUGCUCGCCACCUGCCCUGUCUGCUUCAACAUAGCGGGACCCGGUGGAAUCCAACUACUAGCCAUCAAAUCCUGCGGACAUGUUGUCUGUGUAGACUGCUUCAAGCAGAUUCGCCGCAGGUUUAUACCUUCCCUAUGUCACCUAUGCAGACAACCGUUCCGACCGGAGACGGACCUCGUUCAUGUCCGCUUCAAAUUCGGACAACACGGUUACAGCAUUUCGCUGUUCAAUAACCUCGUUCGCAGGAAGGCCGUUCGUUUCUUAGAAGAUAGGGACACGAUCGCCGCAGAGCGAGAGCGUCUGCGUGCGUCCAAACAGACCCUUCACCGGCGCAUUUCCGUCCAGCGCGAGCGCAUACAAGCCCAUGAAGACUCGCUUCGCGCCCUGCGAGAGCGCACCUCGGCUUCUCAGCAGGAGAUCGCCCGCCUGCGACUCGCAAUGAGGCAAGAGUUCGCUCAGAUUUCCUCCGCAAUGGACCGCCUGCAAACUCUUGUGCACGUCGUAUACUAAAUGCGACCCGUAGCGUCUUGGGGUCUGCGUCGACUGAUUUGUAUGAAGGACUGGUCGCGAUGUACGAUACUUCUUACCCCUAAUCUCUCAGUGCUCCUACUCUAUUCACGAAGAACCGGUCAUAAUGUACGAUAUCCACUACUCGUUUGCGCGCCUGGCUGUUUUCCCCCUCCACCUCCAAAUCACGUAUGCGGCCAAUCCGAG